AUGCCUUCUUCAGCAACACAUCACCUUGCUGCCGUGAUUCCGUCAAAAGGAUCACCACUUGAAUUCGUAGAGCGCCCUACUCCUACCCCUGGACCCGACGAGCUCCUGAUUCAAGUCAAGGCCAUCGCCAUAAACCCAAUCGACUACUACCGAUUCUUAAUCGGGGUGUUCGUCGACGUAUACCCAGCCACCAUAGGUAGCGACUACGCAGGAGUCAUCAUCGCAAAGGGCUCCAACGUAGCAGAUAACGUGAAAUUGGGCACGCGCGUUCUAGGCGUCUCCGCGUCAUUCGCGUCAAAGGGCGCACCAGACUAUGGCGCAUUCCAAGAGCGCGUACUCGUCCCUGCGUCUACGGUCACGCCACUGCCAGACGCGAUCAGUUUCGCCGAGGCGACUGUACUUCCUUUAGCCGUUCUUACAGCAUGGGCUGGGUGGUAUCAGCUUGGUUUGCCCCGUAACACCAAGUUCACCCCUGCGGACAAAAAGGGGCUUAUAAUCUGGGGAGGCGCGUCCAGCGUUGGAAGCGUUGUCGUCCAGGCCGCGCGACUGUUAGGCUUCACCACCUACGUAACAGCAAGCGAGAAACACCACGCAUACCUCAACAGCCUCGGCGCGACGCGUUUGUUUGAUUACAAGGACGCAGAAGUCGUUGACAAGAUUGCCAAUGCCAUUAAGGAAGAUGGUGUUUCGGUUCAGUCAGCAUACCAUGCCAUUGGGGACCUCCAUAGUACUUUGGAUGUGCUUCUCAAGGUCAAGGGGGAGGGCAUCGCGAAAGUGGCUCACGCGCCUCCUAUACAAUCCGACACACCCAAAGCAGACGGUAUCGAGGUCAAGUUUGUCAUUCCACCUAUGGAUUCACCUGAAGCAACCGCAGAGUUCAUUCAAUUCGUUUUCACGGAUUGGUUAGAAGGGAAACUGGCAACAGGAGAGAUUGUACCAAGUCCAAGAGUCCAACUUGUUGCAGGAGGGUUGCGCUCUCUCCCAAAGGCGUUGGAUGAGUGGAAAAACGGAGUCAGUGGAGCGAAAAUAGUAGUUGAGCUCUGA
Molecule: messenger RNA, 1044 nt
Organism: Psilocybe cubensis
Lineage: Eukaryota; Fungi; Basidiomycota; Agaricomycetes; Agaricales; Agrocybaceae
Exons: 1
Coding region: 1-1044 (347 amino acids)
Molecular function (GO): oxidoreductase activity, acting on NAD(P)H
Source: RefSeq, a predicted model, not a curated record